AUGCAAAAACAGGAAACCCACAACAAAGCCCCCAGCUCAGGCCCAUAUCUGACCACUGCACACUGGCUGAUCUCCCACCUGCAGCAGUCGACUCUCCUUAACUUUGAGACUGACUUCCAGCUGACCUCAGCACAGACAUCCGCUUCAAAGACCCUCACCAUCGUCACCCACCCAGCACCAGUCUCUGAGAUGGAGAGAUCAAGAGCUGUUCUCCUCACUCUCGCCUGUGUUUUGUUCUCCAGGACCUCUGGAACAGAAGUGGAGAUGAGAGUCAGACCAGGAGACAACGUGGUCCUCUAUAGUGACUGUGUUUGGAAGAUUGGAAUAACAGUGUGGUUAACAAAUUCCUCCAAUGAGCAGCAGCCUCCUCUUAUUAUAACUCCAGAUGAUUUGAAACAGGGAGCUUUUUCCCAUCAUGCUUUUGUGUGGAAUCACUACAAUGGAACUCAUGAUCUGCUGGUGAAGAACGUCACUGAAUCAGACCUGGGUUUGUACUACUGCGCUCGCCGACAGAGAAAGCUCACUGCAGCUGGAGAUUUACAACAUGUUUACCAUUAUGGAAACAGAACCACUCGACUCGCUCUCCUGGACUCGACUGCUCCUUGUGCUGAUCUCCAGACCCCCUCCACCCCUCCUGUAUCAGACUGUAGCGUCUGCUGGAAGCUGCUGGUCAGUGUGUGUCCUCUGUGUGUUCUCCUGUCCUCCACCUGUCUGUGCUGCAUCUGCAGACAAACAACUAAAGGUGAGAAGAAAGACAGUGAGGAGGAGGAUGAGAGGAAAGACCAUCAGAGUAGAACAAAAUAUGAGAUCGGAGGAGGAGGUGAUGUGAUUUAUGCUCUGCUGGACAUCACAAGCAGAGUCCAGCUGUCUGAUAUCUGUACAUAUUCAGAGGUCAUAUUUGAACAAAUGUAAAACUUUCUAACAUCUUUGUUUAGCAAACCAUUAACUGACCAUUAGAGGUCAUUAAUAAAGUAUUGGAUUUUGAAAAUGUAGAAAUGUUUAUAAAUGGUGGUAGUGUGUGUAUUCAUAUUUUUAGAUGAUGUACAUGGUGGUGUUUAUCUGUUCAUUAACAACAUAUAUGUUGACUAAUAAACAAUGAGUCCAACAUCA
Pygocentrus nattereri (red-bellied piranha) is the source of this 1110-nucleotide messenger RNA. RefSeq lists its product as uncharacterized. The transcript has 6 exons. Lineage: Eukaryota; Metazoa; Chordata; Actinopteri; Characiformes; Serrasalmidae. The coding region runs from base 1 to 912 and encodes 303 amino acids. The record is from RefSeq and is a predicted model, not a curated record.